Molecule: messenger RNA, 1275 nt
Organism: Vidua macroura (Pin-tailed whydah)
Lineage: Eukaryota; Metazoa; Chordata; Aves; Passeriformes; Viduidae
Gene: APH1A
Product: aph-1 homolog A, gamma-secretase subunit
Exons: 7
Coding region: 32-817 (261 amino acids)
Biological process (GO): Notch receptor processing; Notch signaling pathway; positive regulation of catalytic activity
Cellular component (GO): endoplasmic reticulum; gamma-secretase complex; membrane
Molecular function (GO): protein-macromolecule adaptor activity
Source: RefSeq, a predicted model, not a curated record
GGGCCGGCAGGGGGCGCUGGCCGCGGCCGCCAUGGGCGCCGCCGUGCCCCUGGGCUGCGCCGCGAUCGCGCUCGGGCCCGCGGCCGCGCUCGUGCUGCUCACGGUGGCGGCGGAGCCGCUGCUCGUCAUCGUGCUGGUGGCGGGGGCGUUUUUCUGGCUGCUGGCGCUGCUCGCGGCCUCGCUGCUCUGGGCAGUGUCGGUGCGGCUCAGCGGGCGGGAGGACGCGGCGCUGCUGCUGCUCGGAGCCGCCGCCGCCGUGCUGCUGCAGGAGCUCUGCAGGUUCGCCUGCUUCAAAAUGCUCAAGAAGGCGGAUGAAGGGCUGGCGACCCUCAGCAAGGAUGGGCGGUCCCCGAUCUCCCUGCGGCAGAUGGCUUACGUGUCUGGGCUCUCCUUUGGCAUCAUCAGUGGCGUCUUCUCCAUCACCAACAUCCUGGCAGACUCUGCGGGGCCGGGCACCGUCGGCAUCCACGGGGACUCCCCGUACUACUUCAUCACCUCUGCCUUCCUCACCAUGGCCCUGGUACUGCUCCACACCUUUUGGGGCAUCAUCUUCUUCGACGCCUGCGAGCGGCGCCGCGCCGGGGGCCUGGGGCUGGUGGUGGGCAGCCACCUGCUCACCUCAGGGCUGACCUUCCUGAACCCGUGGUACGAGGCCAGCCUGGGCCCCAUCUUCAUCCUCACACUCUGCACUGGCCUCUGGGCCUUCAGCACCGCUGGUGGCUCCUUCCGCAACGUCCUCAAGUGCCUCUCCUGUAAGCAGGAGCCUGAGGGCCAGGCCAUGCUCUACUCGGCGCUGCAGGUGCCUCCUGAGGGGUGAGGGAGCCAUGGCCCCACAGCUGGACACUCCUGCCAAAGCCUUCAGCCCUCCUGCUCCGGGGGAAUUUGUGUCUGCCCAGUUCCUGGGGGCCUUUGGGGUCUCACUGGUGUUCCUGGGGACUUUGGGGUCUGACCACCACCCUCUUCCCUUUGUUCCUGGAUUCUGUUGACACCUUUCCCUCAGCUUGAGGCUCUGGGGAACGCCAAGGUGGGCCAGAUGCCCUGGGGGAAGUCCAGGCCUGGGGAAGUCAAGGCAGGACCCCCCAUUUCCUUGUGUUUGUCGCUCUGGGGGGGGUCCCUACCCCUGGUGCAGCCACUGGUGCUGGGGGUGAUGCUCUGGGGGUGGGGGGCACCGGGAUUGGGAUGCUCUGCCCUUCUGACCCCUGUUCAGCUCCCAGGAGGGUUGGAGGUGCAGCGGGGAGUCAAUUAUUUUUUUGAUGAAGAGUAAAACCAUUUUAC